This is a messenger RNA of Cucurbita maxima (winter squash), 396 nucleotides long. RefSeq lists its product as uncharacterized. Lineage: Eukaryota; Viridiplantae; Streptophyta; Magnoliopsida; Cucurbitales; Cucurbitaceae. The coding region runs from base 1 to 396 and encodes 131 amino acids. Gene Ontology annotation, molecular function: protein-folding chaperone binding; ATPase activator activity. The record is from RefSeq and is a predicted model, not a curated record. The transcript is spliced from 2 exons.
AUGGAUAGAAAGGGAGCCACACCUCCCAGAGCAAGAGACGAAGACAAUGUUGAAGCCGAAAGAGUCGUCACAAAGGUCAAUAGGCUUCUCGAGAUUCUGUAUAUUUUCUAUGAGAACGCUGAUGAGGAUCCUGAGGUUAGGGUUUCUGUGAAGGAUGAAGGGAAGAAUGGGAAGAAAAUGAAAGAGGUUAUGUUGGCUAAGGGAAAACCGAUUGUGUUGGAAAAGGUGAGGUUGUAUGUACAUAGUAUAUCGAAGGGUGAUUUGGAGGUAAAAAAGGUGGAGUCGAAGAGUAAUCAAUUGGCUCCACCUACGACAACCAUGGAGACUGCCCCUGCGGCGUCAAAGUUAGCCGUGGUAGUGGAGAAGAAGAUGAGUGAAGGAUUCAAAAGCCAUUAA